Messenger RNA from Uncinocarpus reesii 1704, 816 nucleotides. RefSeq lists its product as uncharacterized. The transcript is spliced from 4 exons. NCBI's taxonomy places the organism in Eukaryota, Fungi, Ascomycota, Eurotiomycetes, Onygenales, Onygenaceae. Bases 1 to 816 code for a protein of 271 amino acids. Gene Ontology annotation, molecular function: oxidoreductase activity, acting on the CH-OH group of donors, NAD or NADP as acceptor. The record is from RefSeq and is a predicted model, not a curated record.
AUGUCUUCUUACGUUGUCACUGGCGCCUCGCGAGGCAUUGGUUGGGCUUUCCUUGACCAACUCUCUUUGGAUGCAAACAACACUGUAAUUGCAAUCGUCCGCAAUAAACCCGCAACCGAACAAAAUGUCUUGGAGAAACUACCAGGACGUCCCAACAUCCAUAUUCUGGAGGCUGACAUCACAAACUACGAUGCCCUCCAAUCCGCGGCGGCCGACACCGCAAAGAUUACCGGAGGAAGCCUGGAUUACUUGAUUGCCAAUGCCGGUCUCAUCUCUCACCAUGAUGCGUUUGACCCUAUUGGAGUUCUAGGACAGAAUCCCCGCGCGUUAGAAGACAAUCUCCUUGAAUGUUUCCAAGUUAAUGUCGUUGGACAAAUCCACCUUUUCAACAUCUUCAUUCCGCUCAUCCUCAAGGGAAGCGCAAAGAAGGUGAUCGCGCUAUCAAGCGGCCAAGCUGAUCCCAAGUUGGUGUUGGACUUCAACAUCGAUGUGGCUCCUUCGUAUUCAAUUAGCAAGGCUGCGCUGAACUUCGCGAUUACCAAAUUCAGCGCCCAGUACGCCAAGGACGGGGUGCUGUUUAUGAGUAUUUCUCCUGGAUUGGUUGAUACGGGACAUUUCAAUGAGUUGAGUUCAGCCCAAUCAGAGUCCAUAUACAAGACGAUGGCCUCCUUUAAGACGUACGCACCCGAUUUCAAGGGCCCGAUAACACCAGAGGAGUCUGUGAAGGAUAUGAUGAAGGUCAUUGAGGGGGCUAGUCUUGAGAAUGGGGACGGGGGCGCUUUUGUCUCACACAAGGGCAAUCAACAAUGGCUUUAA